Dictyostelium purpureum is the source of this 1168-nucleotide messenger RNA. RefSeq lists its product as uncharacterized. The record is from RefSeq and is a predicted model, not a curated record. Bases 1 to 978 code for a protein of 325 amino acids. The transcript has 3 exons. NCBI's taxonomy places the organism in Eukaryota, Evosea, Eumycetozoa, Dictyosteliales, Dictyosteliaceae.
AUGUGUAAAUGUGUAAAGGUUAGUGUUAAACAUAAUUUUGUUUAUAUUUUAAUAUUUGAAUUAUAUUAUUUUUUGAAUCAAACCCUUAUUUUUACAAAUGUUGGCACCAACAAUAACAGUAAUAACUAUUAUCAUCACAACCAUCAACAAUAUUUAUACAUACGUGAUUUGCUAUACUCUGAACAAACAGAAAUAUUAUCGCCACUAAGCCACGACCAAGUAGAAUGCAAAUGUACAAGUUUAUACAGCAGUAACUGCACCUGCUUUGGUGAGCUACUAUUUCCAAUUAUUGUAAAAGAACUAAGUGAAGAUCAUUUUGAACAUGUAUGUGACAUCAAUUCAAAAUAUACAAUAUGUAAAGAACACAAUAAUAACAACAACAAUAACAAUAACAAUAUCAAUAAUAACCAUACACAUUCAUAUAAUCAUCCAAUGGUAGACGAUAAUGAAAAUGAAAACGAAGCCAACAACAACAAUAAUAAUAAUAAUGAAACAUGUAAUAAUGCCAUACUUUAUAUUUGCGUAAAAUGUAUUAAACCAUUGUGCUUGGAAUGUGUUGAUACUCAUGAACAUUCAUUUGAAGAUAUAUACAGAGUCAAUGUUCAUUCCCCAAAUUUUCAAAUUCUUUAUAGCUGUUUAUUAAAUCACAAUGUCCCAAUCAACUGUUUGUUUGACGCCAUCAAAAAAGAAUAUGAAGAUUGUAUUCAUUUAGUCCAUUUCUUCUAUAAAGAUAGUAAACUAGUUGACGAACUUGCUUUCAUUUUUAAUGAAUUUGUUGAACUAACUAGAAAAGUAAUUUCAAUUGAAAAAGAAUUAGUAGUCUCAACAUUUUUAAAAUCUUUUAAUAAAAACAAUUUUAUUAACAACAGCGGUAACAAUAACAAUAGCAGCAACAACAACAACAACAACAAUAACAACACCCAUAUAAAUAAUAACAAUAACAAUAAUUGCAUUAUAAAUAAAAAAAAAGAAAACUGAUAUGAAAAAAACAAUACAAAUAACAACCAUAUCUAUAAUAUAUACAAUGUAAAAACAAAGAAACAAAAAUAUAGCGAAUAAUUACAAUAAUUUAAAAAAUUAAAUAGUAUAAAAACAUAAUUAAUUUUUUUAAACUCUAUUUUCUUUAAAACUUUAAUAAAACAUAUAUACUUAUAUAUAAAACUUUAAU